AGCAGAAGGGAGGGAGACGGGUCAGUCAAUAGUGAGGUAAAACGUGUGCCUGUGGGAGUGGCCGACGCAUAAAGGGAGAAUUGAGCGGAGCACUUUCACUUUGAGCUGUGCCUGUGUCUGAGUAGGAUACAGAGGGAUAGGGAGAAAUCCAGGGGAAGAGGUCAGCUCUGGCACUUUAUUCAUUAACCACUUUUAAGGGACAGAGACAGAGUGGCAAGGAAAAUUCUAGGUCAGUAGUGAGAAAGGGAAAGGAGAAAAGAUUUAGAAAGGGAAAUAGAAAAACAAGGCUUUCAAAGUGAAAGGCUGCAGCCACCCUGGCUUCAAGUGGGAAAACCCAAAGUGAGAGAGCAUGUCGAUGUGAGGUGACAAGUGGGGCAUGUGCAUGGAAAGUACCAAAGGACCCUAAGUAAAGAGAAGGGGAUGAUCUGAGGGAUGUGAACAGGAAGACUAAAUAUCAAGCAGUAAAGAAGAAGAGACAGAAGCCUGCUCUUUCAAAGACCUGUAAAAAAACCACAGGAGGAAGCUUCGCCUUUUACAGAGUGACAGUGAAGCUUGCCUGCAGAGUCACUGCUGUCAACAAGAGAAAUGGACAUGCAGUCAAGAUAAAACGAUGACACUGCGAGUUCUACUGUUGCUGUCAUUACUAACUGCCCCAUGUGGUGGAUGUGAGUUUGACCUGGAAGGUGUGAAAAAUAUCAAAGGGACCAUCGAUUCGAGUUCAGCAGGCUUUCGCACAGUGUUUCCUAAGGAUUACUAUGUGGUGCAUCGAUAUACAAGACACAUGCUCUGUGACACCGAUCCGUGUUGCGUGUUCCCUGCUGCGUAUGUCCUCCAUGAUUCUUGGCAAGUGCUCCUGACAAACCUCUGGGAGGAACACUUAAAUCACUCUCUUGUUGUGGAACUUACACGGACACUGGAUAAAAUUAUUAGCAAGAACAGAAACAUGGAAAUGUUUCAGGAGGAGACAGACUUAUCCCAGUUCUCCUUGGUGUCUUCCUCUCCAGAAGAACUCCUAAAGUUAACAUCAGAACUUUUUAGCCGGUGGAUUCAAAUUGGGUGCCCACCUUCAAUUGAAACAUGCACCCUGCCCAACUUGCCACCGUCUGUUGAAAGGAAGGACUACAGCCCAUCAAGGGCCAGACUUUUAACCACUAGAGCGGUAGACAAUAUGAAAUCUGGCAGGAUUAUAGACACACCACCACUGUCCAGUGGGGUUCCCCCAUCAUAUUCUGCAUUUGUUUGGAGCUCCUUAUUAUUAAGACUCUACUGGUGUUUGCUACCAUAGUUGUCAAAAAGGGUCUUAUAUAUAUCUUUAUAGGCACUGAUGACUGUUUUCUUAAGUUUUUGUCUUUGUGUUUCGGUGUGGUAAGCUUUGUGAAACUCAAGUGUUACAUCUGAUGCACAAAAUUAGAGCAAACCACCAGUCUCGCCGUCCAACAGCACUCUGUAAGAGGUGAUAUCGCAGAUGUAAUCCAAUAGCAUCACUAUUUAGAGCAAGCUAUCUAUGGUUUAUGUUCUUCUUGCUAAUGGGCAUUGCCUGCCACUGUUUACAAAUGGAUGUAUAUGUAUUUACUUUUGUACAGAAAAAUAAAUUAAAGACAUUUAGAUAUAUGCAUCGUUAGCUUUUGGUGUAACUUGCCAGUAUCCAAAGUCUGUGUUAUAUUUAUUACAGUAUUUUGAAUGUACAUUUACAGUUAGGCUACUUAAGUAAAUGUGCUUAAGUGUUGGGAUAUACAUAUUUAAUUUUUUUUUUCCAUUUAAAUACACUUUUACGCCACAUUUUAGAGGUAAAUACUGUCAUUUCUCUCCACAUUUGUAAAAAAUGAUUAUGCACUGUGGCACACUGAAAAACUCAACAGUUUAUGAAGUUGUUAAAAUCAGUGCACUGCCAAUUACAGCUGUAAUGCCUGCAUAAUGAUACUGUAGCCUAUGAUCAGCACUAACUUAUGACAUUAAUAAAACUACAGUUGCAGAGCAAUCACAGGUACAA
Molecule: messenger RNA, 1990 nt
Organism: Pundamilia nyererei
Lineage: Eukaryota; Metazoa; Chordata; Actinopteri; Cichliformes; Cichlidae
Exons: 5
Coding region: 611-1285 (224 amino acids)
Source: RefSeq, a predicted model, not a curated record